Penicillium macrosclerotiorum is the source of this 642-nucleotide messenger RNA. RefSeq names its product SANT/Myb-like DNA-binding domain-containing protein. Lineage: Eukaryota; Fungi; Ascomycota; Eurotiomycetes; Eurotiales; Aspergillaceae. The coding region runs from base 1 to 642 and encodes 213 amino acids. The record is from RefSeq and is a predicted model, not a curated record. The transcript is spliced from 6 exons.
AUGUCGUCUCCUCCGACGUCCAAACGAAUCAAAACAUCGGCCACAAGUAGUGCCCCGCCACACCUUCUGGCUCAACAGCAAAUCCAUCCUUUUCACCGCGUUCCAACCUUUGAGGGCAUCCCUAUCCCGACGGCGCCCAUCCCCCAACAGCAACAGCAAGCACAACAACAGCAGCCUCCGCCGCCACAACAACAGCAACAACAAUCCUCAACUUCCCGCAAGCGCCCCCCGUCCCCAGCGACUGGCUCCACCAUGAUGGCCACCCCGAUGAACCCUGCGGGUGGUACGAUCGAGGGCGAUCCUAAUGCCUUGGCACCGGCUGCAGAGCCCACCCCUAAAAAGAAGGGUCGUACUAACACGCCCUGGACAGCUGAGGAGGAACAGCGACUGAAGACCAUGCGCGACGCUGGUCGGAGUUGGAGCGAGAUUGCGAAGACCUUCCCUACGCGAACUGAAGGCAGUGUUAAGAAGCACUGGUACAAGGAUAUGCAUUAUGCGGAAUUCGCUGAGGAUGAGUCCAUAAAGCUUCGCGAUGCAAUUAAAGAAUACGAGGCCAAUAAGUGGAAGGUUAUUGGACAGAAGGUUGGCAAGCCUGCCAAGGCUUGCGAACAAUACGCCAAAGAGCACUUCAAGAACCUUUGA